Quercus robur (English oak) is the source of this 9643-nucleotide messenger RNA. Its product is annotated as putative disease resistance protein RGA4. The record is from RefSeq and is a predicted model, not a curated record. Gene Ontology annotation, molecular function: ADP binding. Lineage: Eukaryota; Viridiplantae; Streptophyta; Magnoliopsida; Fagales; Fagaceae. The transcript has 30 exons. The coding region runs from base 15 to 3629 and encodes 1204 amino acids. Gene Ontology annotation, biological process: defense response to other organism.
ACCAUAGGAAAUGAAUGAUAUCGAUGACAUUCGUCCACAUUAAGAAACUCGGUCUCCCUUCACUGCAGCAUUACUUUUACACAAACUUCAUCACUUCUAGCCAGCAUUCAUCUCUCUCUUUAAGCGUUCCUUUCAGCUACUACCAAGAAAUGGCCGAAGCAAUCCUCUUUGGUCUUGCACAGAAAAUUAUUGAAAAUCUGGGCUCUCAGACUUUCCAAGAGAUUGGAUCACUCUGGGGUGUUAAAGAUGAGCUUGAAAAAAUCAAGAACACCGUUUCCACGGUCCAAGCUGUACUUCAGGAUGCAGCGGAGCAGCAAAGUCAUAACCAUCAAGUCAAGGACUGGCUCCAAAAGCUCAACGAUGCAGUUUAUGACGCAGAUGACUUGUUGAGUGAGUUUUCAACUGAAGCUACAAGGCGAAGCAUGGUGAGUGGGAAUAAAGUCACAAAAGAGGUACGCACUUUCUUUUCAAAGUCAAACCAACUAGCUUUUCGUGGUAAGAUGAGUCGUAAAAUAAAGGCAAUGAGGCAAAAGCUAAAUGCAAUAGCAGAAGAUAAGAACAAGUUUAACUUGGAAGUAGACAACGUAGAGAACAAUGCUAUGAGUAGGAAGAGGGAGACUCACUCUUUUGUUCCGGGAGAAGAUGUUAUUGGGAGGGAUGAGGACAAACAGAAGAUCAAAAACCUAUUAUUUGACUCUAAUGUAGAAGAGAAUGUUUCGGUCAUUCCCAUUGUGGGGAUCGGGGGCUUAGGGAAGACUACACUUGCUCAAUAUGUGUACAAUGAUGAGAAAGUUCAAAAAUACUUUGAGUUAAAAAUGUGGGCAUGCGUCUCUGAUGUUUUUGAUUUGAAAAUAAUUAUUGAAAAGAUAAUAGCUUCUACUUCUGAUAAUGCACUAGCUGGAAACCUUGUAAUAGAUCAGUUGCAAAGUCAACUUCGUAAAAAAAUUGAUGGAAAAAAAUACUUACUUGUAUUAGAUGAUAUAUGGAAUGAAGAUCCUGAAAACUGGCGUGAAUUGAAAAGUCUUUUAAUGGGUGGUUUCAAAGGCAGUAAGAUUAUAAUAACUAGUCGUCUUAGAUUGGUUGCAGAUAUUACAUGCAAAGUUCCACCAUAUUUUCUCAAUGGUCUGUCGCAAGAACAAUCUUGGGUUUUAUUUAGGCAAGUAGCAUUUAGAAAUGGGCAAGAGGCCAACAAUCCUAAACUCGUGACAAUUGGAAAGGAGAUUGUAAACAUGUGUCAAGGGGUACCACUUGCUAUAAAGUCCAUAGGAAAUCUGUUAUACUUCAAGGAAGAAGAGUCUGAAUGGUCAUUCGUGAAGGAUAAUAUAGAAGCAAAUGUAAUUCAAGAGAAUGGAAUUUUACCAAUUUUAAAGUUGAGUUAUGAUCAUCUCCCAUCACAUUUAAAGAGUUAUUUCACUUAUUGCUCUUUGUUUCCCAAAGAUUAUGAGAUGGAUAAGGAAACAGUAAUACAACUAUGGAUAGCACAAGGGUUUGUCCAAUCAUCAAUCAAAAACCAACAAUUAGAGGAUGUUGGUAAUGAGUAUUUCAAGGAUUUACUUUGGAGGUCAUUCUUUGAGGAAAUAAAUGUAUAUGGAGACCUAAAAUACAAGAUGCAUGAUUUAAUUCAUGACCUUGCAGAAGCUAUUGCAGGUGAGGAGUGCCGGCUCAUUAGUUUUGAUGGCAAAAAUAUAAAUGAAAAAAAUCGUCACGUAUCAUGUCCAUUAUCUAUUAACUCAUCUUUUACUGAAACUUUAAGGUUGUUGGUUAAAGCAGUAAAGGUACGUACAUUUCUUCUUACACAUAGGUGGUAUGAAUUGGUUGACUUGCCAGAUGUCUUGCUAGAUGAGUCAAUGCUGAAUACAAUUAUUUUGAGUUUCAAGAGCUUGCGUGCAUUAGAUUUACAUGCAUUGAAGAUUACAUCAAUACCAAAUUCUAUAGGGAAGUUAAUACAUCUAAAGUAUCUUGAUGUUUCUUUUAAUGAGGAUAUUGAAACUCUCCCUGACUCAAUUACUACAUUGUUGAAUUUGCAAGUACUAAAACUUUAUGGUUGUACAGGUCUUAAAGAAUUACCCAAAAAGUUUAGAGAAUUGGUUAACCUCAAACAUCUUUAUAAUCAUGGUUGUGAUAAUUUGAGUCAUAUGCCUCGUGGAUUAGGGCAAAUGACUUCACUUCAAACAUUACCAUUAUUCAUUGUGAGCACCUCCUCCCACAUUGGUGGAUUAUGCGAAUUGAAGAAGCUAAACCUGCGAGGAACAUUAGAGAUCUCACAUUUGGAACGGUUGAAAGAAGCUAACUCAGAAUCCAUUGUUGUGAAUUUAAGGGAGAAGCAACAUCUUGAAAAAUUGAUAUUAAAAUGGUAUCAUCAAGAUCAAGUAGAUAAUAAUGAAGAUGUGAAGUUAUUAGAAGACCCCCAACCACACAAAAAUCUCAAAUAUUUGGAAGUGUAUCAGUAUAAGGGUGUGAAAUUUUCAAGUUGGAUCUCUUCUCUCAUAAAUCUUGUUGAUUUAAGGAUAGAGAGUUGUAAGAGAUGCCGAUAUCUGCCACCAUUGUCUCAUCUCCUCUCUUUAAAAUCUCUAAGGCUUAUCACGAUGAAUGAUUUGGAGUAUAUAUCCGACAAUGAUAUGAGUAACGAGGUGCCUGCUUCAUCCACAACAUUAUCGACACCGUUCUUCCCAUCUCUAAAGUCACUCACAAUAAUUGAAUGUCCUAAUUUGAAGGGAUGGUGGGGGAGAACAGGGAGGGAUUUAGUUGCAACAACAUCUGCGUCAACACCAGAUCAUCAACAAGAUCAGUCUCACAACUCACUGCCUUUAUUUCCUCUUCUUUCUUCUUUGGGGAUUAGUAAUUGCCCUGAAAUGACUUCCAUGCCCCUGUUUCCCAAUCUCGAAGAAUCUCUAUAUUUAGAGAAUGUCAGUUCGAAGCCUUUGCAAGAGACAAUGUCAAUGACUUUUUUAGUUCCCUCUUCCUCCUCUUCAUUAUCCUCUUCUUCUCCUCUCUCCAAAUUAAAUAAAAUGACUUUGGAUUCUAUAGAAGAUAUAGAGUCUCUUCCGGCUGAGUGGGCACUAUAUUCUCUCAAGCAACUACGAAUUGGGAAUUGCCCUAGACUAACAAUUGUCAAUUGCGAGGAGUUCGAUCCAUUAAGAGACAUGCAUGAUGAUGGCAUGGAAUGGCGAUGGCUCAAUUGUCUCCGUCAUUUACGUUUCAAAGGCAUUCCGAAAAUGAAGUCUCUCCCUGUGGGUCUUCAAUGUAUUUCCACCCUAAAACAGCUCCGCAUUUCAAACUGUCCAAAUUUAAUGACUUUGCCGGAACUCACCUCACUUGAAUAUCUUGGGAUUUACAGAUGCGAGCCUAAUCUGACAUCACUUCUUGAGAUUAGUUGUCUCACUUCUUUACGGUGGCUGCGGAUUGAUGACUUUCCCAAUUUGAUUACUUUCCCCGAAUCAAUUAGGAAUCCAAUCUCGCUUGAAAAGCUUUCCAUUGUGGAAUGUCCCAAUCUCACAACACUACCUGAUGAUGGCUGUCUCAAGUCUUUACAAAAACUGGAAAUUCUUGCUUGUCCUCAGUUAACGGAAAAAUACAAAAAUAAAAUCGAUAAGGAUUUCCCUAAUUUGGAAAUCAGAUGGAAGUGGUGAGACCACAGCAGCAAACGGCUCUACUUCGUCUUCUGCAACGGCCACUCCCCUCUUUCACUUGAUUUAAUUGGAAGCACAGAACAAACGGAGGUGUAAGUAUCUGGGCAUGUUCAGAACCUUAGGAACAAGUGCAACGAGUCCAUGGCUUAGAGUAAAAUCUGGCACUUGUUAAAUUUGAUAACAUUCUGGUGAAUGAUCUUUAUUGACAACGACCCUCUAGGAAGCUGUUUUAUAUUCAGGCAGAAAUUGCUAGGGAAAUGGUCCAAGACUGCUCGCAUCCUAAAUUGAAUGUAUUUCAGAAGGAUAUUCUGGUCCAAUUUAACUACAGAAUAUGGAAAAGCUUGGAAUAUAUAUAAGAACAGAUUGGAGUUUGUGAUCUCCAAAGCAAGUCGUUGCUGCAAUUAUGUUUGCCUCUAAUGAAAAAAUCAAUGGUAAAUCUUAUUUUUUCCUUCAUUUAUAUUCUUAUUUUUGUAUGUUCUCAAACUUAUAUCUAGUAGUUUGGCUUGGAUAAAGAUCACAAGAAGGUGUUAACAGAAGAGUUGUUCCUUUUCAAGAAUGGCUUCAUUAUGUCCGUAGCUGAUUCCUUGGAUAUUUGACGAUUUCUUUGUGAAGCUAUUGAAAAUUUUAAACCUAAACAAGUUUAGUGAAUUUAUCAGUUAUUGAAAUCUGCAUGUAGGAACUUUGAAUUUGGAAACAAACAGUUUUUAGUGAAUUUACUGCAACUAGAAGAAGAUAAUAUGGUGCAUAUCUCACUCCUAUCUUAAUAUAUCUUAUUACAUAGAUUAGGUUACUUUGUUCUUUUGUUUUGAAUUUUUGGAAAAUUUAUUGAAAGAUGGUAGAAAUUUGGAAUUUUUGGAAAAUUUAGGUAAAAUAAUAUUCUUAAGAAAUUUGGAAUCUUGGAGUGAUUUCUAUAGCAUUCGCAAACAAUAUUCAGAAAAGGUCUUUGUUUGUAAAACUUGAGAUUAAAAACUAUAGUUUCUUUGGUCUCCUUAGGAUUCUGUCUUAUGUCCUAGAUUUUGAUUUAAGAUGGCAAAUCUUUUUGUAAUAUCGUUUAAAGUUUUUUUUUUUUUUUUUUUCCCUCCUUUAGAGAAAUGAAAAAUGUCUCUCAAGUGUUAUUUGCUUUCCAUUAUUCAUGGUUUAAGAGGAAGUGGUAUGCCAAUUGCUUGUUGCAUGCUACUUGAUUUUACAGCAUCUUUAAUGUUUGUUUGGGUCCUUUAGGAUUUUAAGGAUCACAUGCUUGAAAAAGCCUCUUUUGAAUACCAAUAUUACUUACAUCAACAUAUGCCUGAUUAUCUUUCUAGUUUCUUCUAACAUGGUAAUUUAUCUCAGAGGUUCACUAGGUUUUGGUGAAGAAGCAUUACAAUCUCUUCCAGGGAAAGUUGGGCAAUAGGUACUUAUUAUGUAUCUAGUUUUGUUACACCUGCUAUGGUCAUUUUUUUCUUCUUAAUUUAAAAAAUGUUAUUUGAAUUCUUGCAUUGCGAUACUAGUUGGGAAUCUCAUAUAAACCCUGUUUUCUUUAUUCUAUGUUAUGCACAGGAUGUAAAUGAUCUACUCAUAGCUAUAGAUCAUGUCAUUGACAAGGGACUCGCUGACAACCCACUUGAUUGGUCAGGCACCAGAAAAGUUUGUUGUUGCUGCUCUGAGGAAUCCUGUUUGUAAUUUUGCAUUGAUGGUUGCAUUUGGAUGAACUGUAGCUUGGUGUUAGCAACAAGAUUACUACCUAUCUUCAGAUAAAGUAAAAUUUCAGGGUGGCCAGUUCUUGGACUUUUCAGCCACCCUCGGUGAAAACCUAAGCUAACUUUUAUCCUAGUGUAAUUUUUUCAAUAACAAAACAAACUUGUGAUGAUUUUUUUUUUUCUUUUUUUCUAAUGUGUUUCAAAUUGUAACUCUAUUACCUAUAUAGUAUAUACAUAACAGUACUUUAAUUACAAGAACUAUCAUGAGAAAUAUUUUAUAGGGAUAAGCAUCUAGCAAAUGCCAAUUACCUAGAAGAAUCAGAUAAUCUGAAGAAAUUUCUUUGGUAAUCUGAUGAUGGGAUUUUUUGCUUGGAUAGUUUCAGGAUUUGAGAAGCUGAUGUAGCUAAGUUCUUGAGGCUGGAGAUGGAGUAUUUGAGGUACGUCCUACCUUGGCCGACACUCAUCUAGGAGGUGAUGAUUUCAACAAGGCAAGCUCUACAACGUCUCAUGGAGACUGCUGAGAAAGCAAAGAUGGAGCUGUCAUCUCUGACUCAAACCAAUAAUAUUAGUUUACCUUUCAUUAUCGCCAUUCGGAUGGCCCAAAACACAUUGACACCAUGCUGACUAGUGUCAAAUUUGAAGAACUGUGUUCAGAUUUGUUAGACAGUCUAAUUGCGUGCUUAAGUUCUCUGGAUUACAACUCAUAAGCUUUAAGCACCAGUUGAAACUUCCUUGAGAGAUGCAAAGCUUUCCAAAGAUAUGGAUGUAAUUCAACUUGUAUCCCAGCUGUUUAGGAGCUGAAAAAUAUGGAUGAAGUUUUUGUUCUUGGGGCUGUAGUUCAGAAGGACUUGAAACUUUGGGUGGUGUCAACUUCACCAACUUCCAAAUCAGAGGUGUUCUCCACCGCAGCAGAUGGACAGACCAGUGAAGAGAUUAAUGUCUAUCAGGGUGAGAGAGAGUUUGUGAGGGACAACCAGUGCUAGCACCAUGCCAAGUGAUGGGGUGGAUAGGAUGGUUAAAGAAGCUGAAAAUUUUGCAAAAGGAAGACAAGGAAAAGAGGGAUGCCAUAGACACAAGGAAUCUAGCUGACUCAGUUUUGUACCAAACUAGAAGCAACUAAAAGAGCUGGGAGACAAUGUUCUUAGCUAGACAAGGAGAAUGUAGAGGCUAAAGUGAAUGAGGUCAUGGAUGCCAUCUUUGGUGGUUCUACCCAAGCCAUUAAAGAUGCAAUGGCUGUCCUGAAUCAAGAAAUUAUGUAACUGCGGUAGUCAAUGUUAAUGUGAAUUUGAAUUGGUUCAGAACCUUAGGAACAAGUACAACGAGUCCAUGGCUUAGGGUAAUAUCAAUAACAUUCUGGUGACAACUACCCUCUAGGAAGCUGUUUUAUAUUCAGGCAGAAAUUGCUGGGGAAUGGUCCAAGACUGCUCGCAUCCUAAAUUGAAUGUAUUUCAGAAGGAUAUACUUUAGAAUGUGGAAAAGCUGGGAAUAUAAAAACAGACCAAAGUUUGUGAUCUCCAAAGGGAGUUAAUACUACAAUUAUGUAAGACUUGAAUGAAAAAAAUCAGUGUUUGGCAUGGAUAAAGAUCACAACAAGGUGUCAACAGAAGAGUUGUUCCUUUUCAAGAAUGGCUUCAUUAUGUGCACAGCUAAUUUCUUAGUGAAGCUAUUGAAAAAUCUCAAACCUAAACAGGUUUAGUGAAUUCAUCAGUUAUUGAAUUCUGAAUGUGGGAGCUUCGAAUUUGGAAACAGAGAGUUUUUUGUGAAUUUACUGCAACUACAAGAAGAUAAACUGCUGUUGAAUUGGAUGAAGACUGUAGCUUGGUGUUAGCAACAAUAUUACCACCUAUCUUUAGUUAAAGUUCAAUUUCAGGGAGACUUGCUCUUGGACUUUUCAGCAACACUCUGUGAAACCUAAAGCUUAUUGCGAACUUUUUUUUUUUUAAUCAUAAUGUAGUUGUUUCAAUAACAAACAAACUCAUUGUCAUUUUCUUUUCUUCUUUUUUUGCUAAUCAAAUUGUAACUCUUUCACCUAUAGACAUAACAGUACUAUUAUGCAUCCAUUUGAACUUAGUUACAAGAACUAUCAUGAGAAAUAUUUUAUAGGAAUUAAGCAUCGAGCAAAUGACGAUUAUCUGAAGAAUUUGAAUCUUCUGUGGAAAUAUGAUGAUGGGAUGUAUUGUUCGGAUUCUUUCAGAAUUUGAGGAGCUGAUGUAGGAUUUUACUAUGCAAUUCUUGGGGUUGGAGUGGAGGGUUUAGGAUAUUUUCUACCUUGGGUGACACUCAUCCAAUAAGCAAUGGUUUUGACAAUGUUGGAACAGGAGAAACUGAAAAUAGUUGAUUGGCUUGCUGAAAACCGUAAGAAAGAUGAAGGCACAGAUCUUCUAAAAGACAAGCAAGCAUUUACCAUGAUGAAGCAGUCAUCUAUGACUUAGACUAAUAUUAGGGGUCGAAUUUCCAGAAUUGGGUUCAGAAUUGCUGGACAGGCUUUUAUCACUUGUUGAAAUUGCCUUGAGAGAUACAAAGCUUUCCUUCAAAGAUAUAGAUAAAGUAAUCUCGUUGAUGGUUUAACUCCCAUCCCAACCGUUUAGGAGCAUGAGGAAAUGACUGGAAAAGAGCCAAAUGUGACUGUAAAUCCUUAUGAAGUUGUUGCUCUUGGAGCUAUAGUUCAGGACUUGAAAUUUUAGGUGGUGUGAUGACAGAUUAUCUAAAGGAACCCAACCUUACCAAUUUCCAAAUUAGGGUUGUUUUCUUUUCCACUGCAGUAGAUGAAUAUAAACCAGUAUCAAGGUGAGAGAGUUUGUGAGGGACAACAAAUCUCUUGGAAUCUUUUUCUUAGAUAGCAUCCCACAUGUGCCACAUGGAGUUCCUCAAAUUGUGGUGAAAUUUGGUAUUGAUGCGAUGGUAUCCUUUCGGUCACUGUAGUUGACAAGGGAAUUGGAAAGAAGCCGGAUAUCGCCAUAACUGGUGUUAGCACCUUGUAAAGUGAUGCGUUCUUGAGGUUGGAGACUCAUCCAAGAAGCAAUGGCUUUGACAAGGUUGGAACAAGAGAAACUGGAAUAGUUGAUUGGCUUGCUGAAAACUAUAAGAAAGAAGAAGGCACAGAUAUUCUGAAAGACAAGCAAGCAUUUACCAUGAUGAAGCCUUCAUCUUUGACUUAGACUAAUAUUACAUAUGUCGCUAUUUCUAUGCCUUAUUUAAGUUGAUCUCUCUAUUUUCCAUAUCAUAUAGAAAAACCAUUUACUUUUCCAGUUUACCUUUCAUUAUCGUUGCUGUUGCGGAUGGCCCAAAACACAUUGACACCACACUGACAGGGGUCAAAUUUGCAGAACUGUGUUCAGAUUUGCUAGACAGCCAUUUAGGAGCAUGAGGAAAUGACUGGAAAAGAGACCAAUGUGACUGUAAAUCCUUAUGAAGUUGUUGGUCUUGAAGCUAUACUUCAGGACUUAAAACUUUCAGUGGCGUACUGACAAAGAUUAUCUGAAGGAUCACAACUUUACCGAUUUCCAAAUCAUGGUUGUUUUCUUUUCCACUGCUGCAAAUGGAUGGACCAGUGUAGAGAUUAACCUCUAUCAAGGUGAGAGAGUUUGUGAGGGACAACAAAUCUCUUGGAAGCUUUCACUUAGAUGUCAUCCCACAUGUGCCACAUGGAGUUCCUCAAAUUGAGGUGAAAUGUGAUAUUGAUGCCAAUGGUAUCCUUUCAGUCACUUCAAUUGACAAGGAAAUUGGAAAGAAGCAAGAUAUUGCCAUAACUGGUGCUAGCACCUUGCCAAGUGAUAAGGAUGGUUAGAGAAGCUAAAAAGUUUGGUAAGGAAGACAUGGAAAAGAGGGAUGCCAUAGACACAAAGAACCAAGCUAACUCAAUUUUGUACCAAAUUGAGAUGGAACUUAAAGAGUAGGGAGACAAAAGUUCCUGAACCAAUCAAGGAGAAAGUAAAAGCUAAAGUGGAAGACCUCAAGGAUGCCAUCUCUGGUGGAUUAGCCCAAGCCAUUAAAGCUGCAAUGGUUGACCUAAAUCAAGAAAUUAUGUAACUGGAGCUGUCAACAUGACGUGACUUUGAAUUGGAUUCCUAUUAAAAGUCUAUUAACUUUUCCGGAUUAUCUUCUUCAGUUCUUUGCAUGCACUACAACAAUUGUCUAUCCUAAAUUUUAGGACUGCAGCUUUGUUGCUGUUGUAUUUGUAGUAUGACAAUAUCUCUUUUAUAUUGAGUAAUUUGGGUGUAUUGGGGUUUGGAUUUUGUGAGAAUUCUGUCAUACCACCUUUGUAUUUUCCAUAUUUGUUAGUGGAACUUUCUCCUUGUCUUCGCCUGUGGAUGUAGGCCAAAGGCCAAGCCACGUAAA